Messenger RNA from Dermatophagoides farinae (American house dust mite), 1209 nucleotides. Its product is annotated as histone H3. Gene Ontology annotation, molecular function: structural constituent of chromatin; DNA binding; protein heterodimerization activity. Gene Ontology annotation, cellular component: nucleosome. Lineage: Eukaryota; Metazoa; Arthropoda; Arachnida; Sarcoptiformes; Pyroglyphidae. The record is from RefSeq and is a predicted model, not a curated record.
AACGAGCUUUAUAUAGUCGGACAAAGUGGUAUACACACGACUAACCAAUCAAGUAUUUUUGACUCAAUUUUCAUCUGCAAACUACGCAUGUACUGUAAUUGAUGAUUUGUGGAAAAUUUUUAAAUUUUUGCGCCUUUAAUCAUGAUUGGCUGGUUUGAAAAUAUGAUCACGCCUUUGAACCAUGUCUGUCUGUCCGUAUUUAGAGAUUCUCGCGGUUUUUUUUUCCAUAUAAAAAGCCCUGAUCAUUCGUGUUUUCGAUAUUACAAUUCUUCAAUUUUCUUCCUACAUAACUUUGUUCAAUUUUUUUUCCCCAUUGGGUUUCCCUUUAUCCUGGGUGGUUUGUUUCUUUUUUUUUUUCUUCGGUGUGGUUGGCCAAAUUUCCUUUUCCUCUUUGGGUAUUUUUUUUUGUGCAUUUUUUUUUUUACCGAUGAUCUCGAAUUUUUUUCAAUGUGUUCAAAAUCGUAAACAAAAAUCAUCGAUAACAAUUCAUCACCUUCAUCUUUUCUCUCAUCAUCACAACGAAUUUCAAUUUUCAGUUUUUUUUUCGAAAUAAACAACAGCUUCACACUCAGGAUCUCCAAGAUUUUGAAUAAAAAAAAAAAUUCAACAAAUUCUGGCUUUUUACUACUCUACACUACUACUACCCGACAAUCUUUCAAUUUCUAUUUUUGGCUUUUUUUAGUUUUUAAUCAUCAAUUUUUCAGCAUCAACAAACGAAAAAAAUCUUGACCAUGGCUCGUACAAAACAAACAGCACGUAAAUCAACCGGUGGUAAAGCACCACGUAAACAAAUGGCAACAAAAGCUGCCCGUAAAUCAGCACCAGCCACUGGUGGUGUAAAAAAACCACAUCGUUAUCGUCCUGGAACAGUUGCUCUACGUGAAAUUCGUCGUUAUCAAAAAUCCACUGAAUUACUUAUACGUAAAUUACCAUUUCAACGAUUAGUACGUGAAAUUGCGCAAGAUUUUAAAACCGAUUUACGUUUUCAAUCUACGGCUGUAAUGGCAUUACAAGAAUCAUCAGAAUCAUAUCUAGUUGGCCUGUUUGAAGAUACUAAUUUAUGUGCUAUUCAUGCAAAACGUGUUACAAUUAUGCCUAAAGAUAUUCAAUUAGCACGAAGAAUUCGUGGUGAACGUGCCUAAAAAAAUAUUUCGAGCGUUGGUCAAAAAAAAAACAUUUGGGUUGGGACAAGCAUUUCUCAUUUUGAUU